Messenger RNA from Engraulis encrasicolus (European anchovy), 1377 nucleotides. RefSeq names its product NADH:ubiquinone oxidoreductase core subunit S8a (gene ndufs8a). Gene Ontology annotation, molecular function: NADH dehydrogenase activity; 4 iron, 4 sulfur cluster binding. The record is from RefSeq and is a predicted model, not a curated record. NCBI's taxonomy places the organism in Eukaryota, Metazoa, Chordata, Actinopteri, Clupeiformes, Engraulidae. Gene Ontology annotation, biological process: mitochondrial respiratory chain complex I assembly; mitochondrial electron transport, NADH to ubiquinone. The transcript has 7 exons. Bases 117 to 746 code for a protein of 209 amino acids. Gene Ontology annotation, cellular component: membrane.
GCGCACUAAUUGUGUAAUCUGUCGUCAUAUCCGGCAUUUUUGCAGUGUACUUCCUAAGUCGUCCGCUGUUCUGGUUAAGGAGGCCAAAUAGCGACAGCUCGCGUACACCAGCUGUGAUGUCUGCGACGUUACGUGUACUGUAUUCCGUGUCCAGGCCAGGGAAUUUUGCCCUCAGCCAGAGUGUGCGUCCUAUCAGUGUCUCAGCUAAAAGGGAGGCAUUCAAGUAUGUCAACGCUCAGGAGCUUGCAACAGACAUGAAGUCCAUCACAGACCGUGCAGCCCAAACCCUCCUGUGGACUGAGCUCUUCAGAGGUCUGGGUAUGACCCUGAGCUACAUGUUCAGAGAGCCAGCCACAAUAAACUAUCCAUUUGAGAAGGGGCCAUUGUCUCCACGCUUUCGUGGUGAACAUGCGCUGCGCAGGUACCCAUCGGGAGAGGAGCGGUGCAUUGCCUGCAAACUCUGUGAAGCCAUCUGUCCAGCACAGGCAAUCACAAUUGAGGCUGAGCCCCGCAGUGACGGCAGCAGGCGGACAACGCGCUAUGACAUCGACAUGACCAAAUGCAUUUACUGUGGCUUCUGUCAAGAGGCCUGUCCUGUGGAUGCCAUUGUGGAGGGACCCAACUUUGAGUUCUCCACAGAAACCCAUGAAGAGCUGCUGUACAAUAAGGAGAAACUUCUCAACAACGGAGACAAAUGGGAGGCGGAGAUCGCUGCCAAUAUUCAGUCUGACUACCUCUACAGAUAAACAGACAAGUGUGGACAUGCACAUGCAUACAUACAUGCAUACACACAUACAUAUACACCCCCACAUGAAUAGAUAGAUUUUGACUACACCGACUGACCAACAACGGACAUUGGCUGACAUUGACACAAACUAUUAUCAAUUUAUGCAUAUACACACACGCAAACGCCUACCCAUCGUGAACUCACUUAGACUUGCCCUGUGACUCCUCUACUAUACUCUGACAACUGUUUUCUGUACACAUACUCGGACACAAGCACUUGCCAUAACCCUAACUCAAGGAUACUCUGCAUCUUGACCAUGAUAAACAUCCUAAAGUUCACUUAUGUUCAAUUGUGUGUGGGUGCUUAAUCUUUAUUUCAAAGUUUGCUCCCUGGGUCAGGUGGGUGUAUUACCCUGAUGUUCUCUUGUCAACUUAGGAGUCAAUAUCCCAAUACCUUAUAUCUAUCCCCCUCAUCUACAACAGUUAGUAGGAGGCAUCUUUGAUAGCUUAUCGGAUAAACAAACACAAUUGCCUUCCCAUUAAAAAAAAAAAAAAAAACCAAUAUGUAAGUGUAAGACAUGAGAAUUGUACAGGGAUUAAAUACUUGUGAACUUAAAAUGAAAUGGUGAUUAAAUUAAUGUUCUGUUCUAA